AAGGUUCAUCACAUGCAUGGGGAAUCUAAAUUAUUCAUUGGUCAGUAGUAGAGCAAGGGGCGGUGAAAAGGAAAGCAGCUGUGUACAUCAAUUAUAGAAGAUGGCAACAGAAGAUCAAUGCAACCAGAUUCCUGAUGAACAAGCCCCUCACUAUAUCAACGGACAUCCAAGCACUAGCUCACAAUAUGAAAAUCAGCCACAGUAUGAAAGCCCUUCACUAAUUAGCCAAGGUCAGCACAACAGCCAAGAUUUUGAGAGACCAGCAACAACGGGAUCUACCACGGCAGAACCUAAAUAUGAAAACUUUAAGUUUCCACUUCCUAUAAUUCCAGAUCAAGGCCAAUGGACAAUUGAAGGACCACCCAACCAGCCUAUUACUAGAGCUGUCAGUGAACUUUUCAAUGGGCAAGGUACAGAGGUGGCGACUAACCAUACAGGAGAAUUCAAAUCAGAACAACAUGAAAUCAGCAAAAAAACCGACCCAGAGAUUGAAAAUCCCAAACCAGCAAAUGACAAAAAAGGAACUGACCAAACUGUUCAACUUCUACAAGGCCAACGACCAAGUGUUCACACAGAGAUACUGACUCUAGCUGAGGAACCGGAAGAGAUGAUAACGCAACACAGAAGUUACCACAAUGAAAUCAGUGGGGAAGAGGCCAAGAAAAGGCUCAGAGUUUUCGGCGAUCACCACUACCUCACUCGCUACAGUGAAAAUUGGAAGUUUUACGUACUUUCUGUGUAUAUGAGCGAUGAAGAUUUAGAAACCGAGAAGUUUAAGCAUUAUAAGCUGAAGGUUUCUGGUGAGGGAAUAAGAAUUCUAGACCACAAACUGUUUGAAAGCUUGGAGAUAAUGCUCAAGUACUACGAACACAACAGGCUCGAUCCAGCCUUCCCAAGAAUUGGAGUUUGCCUCACUGAGAACGACUACAAAAUAAGAGUCAGAGAGAUACGUGGGCAACAACCGAAUCCUGACCCAGCUCCACACAUCGAGGAACCGCAAGCCCAACAGCUCAUUAAAUGUACAAUAAUAUAGCUACACUGUAAACGCAGACUUUUGUGAGCAGUAGACAAUUGCUCACAUUAUAAUCGCUCACAUUAUUUUUUUUAGAUCUAUAUAAUUAUUAUAAUUUUUAAUACAGCAAAAAUAAGAUUACAAAA
Molecule: messenger RNA, 1158 nt
Organism: Halichondria panicea
Lineage: Eukaryota; Metazoa; Porifera; Demospongiae; Suberitida; Halichondriidae
Exons: 7
Coding region: 101-1033 (310 amino acids)
Source: RefSeq, a predicted model, not a curated record